This is a messenger RNA of Camelina sativa (false flax), 870 nucleotides long. Its product is annotated as methylsterol monooxygenase 1-3-like. Lineage: Eukaryota; Viridiplantae; Streptophyta; Magnoliopsida; Brassicales; Brassicaceae. The record is from RefSeq and is a predicted model, not a curated record. Gene Ontology annotation, molecular function: oxidoreductase activity; iron ion binding. Gene Ontology annotation, biological process: lipid biosynthetic process.
AUGAUCCCUUAUCCAACCGUUGAAGCGGCGUCCGUGGCGUUAGGACGAAACCUGACCUGGUUCGAGAUGGUUUGGUUCAAUUACUCAGCCACCAAAUCCCAUUUCUAUGUAUAUUGCCACACCAUUUUGCUUCUCUUCCUCGUCUUUUCCCUCGCUCCUUUCCCUCUUGUAGUUAUGGAAUUGACCGGCUGGUUCAAUCAGUAUAAGAUUCAGCCGAAGGUUAAAUAUUCGUUUUCAGACAUGUUCCGAUGUUAUAAAGAUGUCAUGAAGUUGUUCACUCUCGUCGUCGGCACAUUGCAAAUCGUUUCUUAUCCUUCAAUCCAGAUGAUUGGGAUUAGAAGUGGGUUACCAUUGCCAUCUUGUUUGGAGAUGGUAGCACAAAUAGUAGUUUACUUCUUGAUAGAGGAUUACUCUAACUACUGGAUCCAUAGAUUGUUGCAUUGCAAAUGGGGUUAUGAGAAGAUUCAUCGAAUCCAUCACGAGUACACAUCUCCCAUCGGAUAUGCCUCCCCGUAUGCACAUUGGGCCGAGAUCUUGAUCCUUGGGAUUCCGACGUUUCUUGGACCGGUGAUUGCUCCUGGCCACAUUUUAACUUAUUGGUUAUGGAUAGCUUUACGGCAAAUCGAAGCCAUUGAGACUCAUAGCGGAUAUGAUUUCCCAUGGACUCUAACAAAGUACAUUCCAUUUUAUGGUGGAGCUGAGUAUCAUGAUUAUCAUCACCACGUUGGAGGACAAAGCCAAAGCAACUUUGCAUCAGUUUUCACUUACUGCGACUACAUCUAUGGAACUGACAAGGGCUAUCGAAUCUAUAAGAAGCUUCAUCAUCAUCAGAGCAGAUUAAAGAGUAAGCUGACGAGAAGGGAGGAAUGA